Messenger RNA from Thunnus maccoyii (southern bluefin tuna), 3752 nucleotides. It is a transcript of the gene klhl36, whose product is annotated as kelch-like family member 36. The coding region runs from base 1096 to 2961 and encodes 621 amino acids. Gene Ontology annotation, molecular function: cullin family protein binding. The transcript is spliced from 9 exons. The record is from RefSeq and is a predicted model, not a curated record. NCBI's taxonomy places the organism in Eukaryota, Metazoa, Chordata, Actinopteri, Scombriformes, Scombridae.
ACAUUAAAAUACAUUUACAUAAAAACAAAAUAGAAGCCACAUUAAAAGAAGCACUAGCACACAAGUACUUUGUGCUGAGGUAACAAGCUGGAUUCAAAAAAUGGCUGUCCUUAUUGAUUAAGAUAUUUUAUGGCAACAGGGACAAACGACUUUUUAUAGAUGUUUUUCUUUGCAGAGGGGACUCUGUACCUUUGCCCCGCGGGCAGUAGCUGAAGGUGAUGAUUUAAGGGAUGCAAUCGUCUAAGAUUUUGCCACUUAAGCUUUGGACUGCUUUGCCAUGCUGAUAGGACAGUUGGGUUUGUUUACAGCCUGUAAUUGUACUGCCCAGUUAAACUAUUUUGUCUUGCUUUUGACACUUACGUGCUCGAACCAGGACAUGAUGUUAAAAACGAGUAUACAUCCGGUUAACAGGUUUAUGACGUCAAAAUAAAAUUGCAAAAAUGAGGGGGUGACGAAGUUUUAAGAGUCUGAGUGUUCACAACUUUAUUUUUGAGAGACCAUCGGUUACUCUUCCAGUAGCUAUUUUCAGAUAAUUCAUUUAGAAUCAUCAAAAUAUUGUGAGAUAUGCCAACGAUUUGUAAUAAUUCUUCAACUGAAAAAAGUCCAAACUUCUUAAAAUUAUUUUUUCAAGUUACAAGAAAGGGGUUAUAUGGCUUUCUGGUUUGUGAUAUUGUAUUAUAUUAGUUUUUAUUAAUCUCGCUCCCUCCUUACAUUCUUGAGUUUUGCGCUGUUUUUUCCGGAGUCAUAACACAGAGGAGUUUAUUUCGAAAACCUUAACCGGAAGUCUUUUUGUUUAUUCAUGCUAGCUGACACUAUGCUACAUUGAGCAGCUCUGUGGUGUAGGAAACUGUGUUUUUACUUGAAUAAGUGUCUGCAGGAAGACAAUGUGUUAAAAGAGAAGCUUUCAGGGAGCAGUCCGGCUUGUGUCGUCGUUGAAAAGUGUCGCAUGUCGGACGUUUCCUCCAAAAAGUGCAGCUGCUUUUCCUUCCUGUGCUGAGCUGUGGCAACAAGAGAUGCUGUUGACGGUAUCACAGUGUAACCAGACGCCUUCUGAUCCACCACACGUCUAAUAAGAUGCCAGCCUAAGUGGACAUAAUGGACAAUGGCAAACCGAGCCGUGUGUGUCGGCCCCAGCGGAUCAGUGAAUCUUCCAAGGUGUUCCGCUGGGCCGAUCAAGGUACGGAGGUGUUACAGGGCCUCAAUGCCCAGCGACAGCACGGCCAGUUCUGUGAUGUGAUGCUGGUGGCAGACGACCAGCGGGUCCCUGCUCACCGAGCCCUGCUGGCCGUCUCCAGCCCAUACUUCCACGCUAUGUUCACUCUGGGCAUGAGGGAGGAACGCCAGGCAGAGGUGGAGCUGGUUGGGAUGUCCUACAUUGGUCUGAAGGCUGUAGUGGACUUCCUGUACAGCGGAGAGCUGCCCUUGGAUGGAGGAAAUAUUGAUUAUGUCCUGGAAGCUGCCCACCUGCUACAGGUGUGGCGAGUGGUGGAUUUCUGCUGCCAGUACUUGGAGCGGGAGGUGAGUGAGGACAACUACCUGUACCUGCAGGAGCUGGCUCUGCUCUACAGUCUGGAGCGACUCGACACCUUCAUCGACCACUUCAUCCUCACACGGUUCUCUACGCUCUCUUUCACCCCCGACUUCCUUUGCAACAUGCCUUUACAUAAGCUCACCUCCUACCUCUCCAGUGGCCAGGUCCAGCACGAUAGCGAGCAGGCGCUGCUCCAGGCUGCCCUGCAGUGGCUCAGCCAGACUCCUGAGCGGACAUCCCACUCCAGACAGCUUCUCUCCCACAUCCGCUUCCCCCUGAUGCCAGUCGGGGACCUGGUGGGCCGGGUGCUGCCGGCAGUGCGGGCCCUGCUGCCAGAGGAGGCUGGCUGCGAGGCCCUCGUGGAGGAAGCGUUGGAGUACCAUGCCACCCCCAGCGCCCAGCCGCUCCUGCAAACUGGACGCACCACGCUGAGGGGAGGAGUAGAACGGCUGCUGCUGAUUGGAGGAGAGGUAUCAGAACGUGGAGAGGAGCUGAGUGCUAAUGUUUGCGGGCUGGACAGUGAAACAGGCAGCUGGGAGGUGGAAACUGAGCUGCCAGCCCAGCGGAGCCACCACUGCCUGGCAGUGCUGGGCGGCUUCAUCUUCGCUGCUGGCGGCAGCUCGUCCAGGGAUAAUGGCGGAGACGCUGCUUGUAACCUGCUAUACAGAUAUGACCCCCGUCACAACCAGUGGACCAGGGGUGCUCCAAUGAACCAGCGACGGGUGGAUUUUUACCUGGGAGCGGUGGGAGAGUGCCUGAUUGCCGUGGGUGGCAGGAAUGACACUGGAGCUUUGUCCUCUGUGGAGGUUUACUGCCCCGCUGAGGACUGCUGGUCCUAUGUUGCAGGACUGCCCAGGUUUACUUACGGUCAUGCAGGGACGGUCCACCGUGGUGUGGUCUACAUCUCAGGUGGUCAUGACUAUCAGAUCGGACCAUACCGCAGAGAAGUCCUGAGUUAUGAUCCGUCACGGGACGUUGAUAUGUGGGUUGAGUGCCAAGCUAUGUCUCUGGCUCGGGGCUGGCACUGCAUGGCCUCCCUCAACCACCUCAUCUACGCCAUUGGGGGCAGCGACGACCACGAGGACACCACUGAGCGCUUUGACAUCCUGCAGGUGGAGUCCUACGACCCACGCAGCAGCCAGUGGACCCGGGUGGCGCCACUGCUGCUGCCCAACAGUGAGGCGGGGCUUGCGGUUUGGGCGGGGAGGAUCUACGUGCUGGGUGGCUACAGCUGGGAGAGCAUGGCAUUCUCCAGAGCCACUCAGGUGUACGACCCUGACAAAGGCUCAUGGAGCAGAGGGCCUGAUUUCCCGAAACGCAUCGCGGGGGCUUCGGCAUGUGUGUGCCUUGUGAAGCCCUCACCAUCAUCACCCUCUCCAGAGAGGAAGAAAAUAGGACACAGGGUGAAAAGAAGAUCAGACCCCACGUAGCAUGAGCAAUGAAGGACUUUUCUCUUUGUCUAAAAGUACAAGGCCUGACUUUUUGCUGAAAAACAGUCACAGCUCUGAUACAAAAUCUGUAAAAGGAGUGAAACAUUUUAUGUCCCCUACAUGAGUGGGGAGGGGUUAUGUGUUGGACUAUUUCUUGGCCAGGAGAGGCAGCUGGCACUUGCAGAGAAAUAGUCAAGCACUUUGGACCUUGGACCAACUGUUGGACAGAGCCAAGCUAGCUGCCUCCUGUUUCAUGUCUUUAUGCUAAGCUAAGCUAAGCUAACCAGCAGUCUCAUUGCCAAUCUCCGCCUCAUCUCCUCUGUGGCUGUGCACACUGUUUGCAACCAUUCAUGAGUACAUUAUUAAAUAAAUUUACGACAGUGCCCUCUGCACUGUGGGCAAAUCUACAGCAAGCAGAGUGGAAAGUCACAGGAUGUUUGGCUUAAAAUCAGGCAAACCUGGCAGAUUCCUUUGUACACUUGUGAUCAUAUUUGAGCCGUUUAAAUAUAAAACCUGAGUUCACUACCUUGUCGUGUUACCACAGUAUAACCAGCAUAUAUUGUGAUGUUUGUUUUACUUAUUUGCUAUAGCAGACCAAGCAGCCACUACCACAAUUGAGGCCGAAGCCUAUGUAGAAAUACCUUAAAGCGAGACGCUCCAAUUGACUUCCAUUCUAAAAGCCUCAACUUCUCUUUAGAAAUACUGUGAAUAUAUUUGAGUCAUUAUGGUCUCAAUUGCUAAAUUCAGGCCGUCUAAUAAGUGUGCUGGUGGUCAUUUGGGAAAUUAUUGCU